AUGGUAUCGCUCAGGAAUAUAUUUGUCGGCGCCUCCUGCAUCGUAGGACUGGCGUCGGCCAAAUAUUCGAACACAAGUUCCUCUACGGUACCCAGUGUGCCUAAGACAACCCCAACUGCAUUUUUUUCUAGUGUCCACUUGGUGGACUCCUACACUGGGACGAACUCCUCCAACGACAAGGACCACUGGUUUCUUGUGAAAGCAGAGGUGUAUAUCUCCGCUGACUACAAUAGCGAGUUGUACAUGACUGUGCCCGAUGACUUUCAAGAUGUCCCACAAGAUUCUUUUGAUUUGUUACAGGGUUCGAAUGUUGUGGGAACUGUUGAACACAACUCUUCAAAUGUACUUGCAAUUAAACCCAAAGUCUCCGAAGAUGACCGCACUGCAACGUUUAAUUUCUUAACCAGACUGUCAGGCAGUGCUAAGGACUCCAUUACGAGUCCCACAACUGUCGACUACAUUUUCAAUGUUUCUUCUGGCCCCAGCAUUGUUGAAACUAUUGAUUUCGUUGCCACGAAUCUAUCGGCUUCGCAAACCAACGCUCGUGUGGAGAAUGACAACAGUGUGACAUACACGCUCGACAUACCACUGAGCGAGUAUCCAGGAUCUUUUAAUUUGGCUGCCUCCUUCAUAAGUGGUAACUUCACAUUUGACACAUCGAAAACACGCGUAGAGGCUGUUCUCGACAUUGACGAUUUUAACCAACCUAUAAAAGCAAUUAACUUAACUGCAUUUACGGACAACUCUGAUGAAUCUAUUAUAAAUUUGAGUAUGGGAUCGCAGCUGAGUGGAGGAAAGUUCAUUCGCAUCACCUACGCCACGAUGCCUGUGUCAGGGUUUGCAAUAGUCGACACUGUGAGCAUUCUAAACUACCCUUCUCUGUCUAACUACAAGAGGGAUGUUUCUAUAGUGUUCGAAGAUUAUGUGCCUGUGAGUUCAGCAGCUAAUAUUCAAGACUAUGGAGAGCAAAUUUCCGUGGUCAGUACUUCUAGUUUCUCUAAGGCCUCUCCUACUGCUACUGCGGGAAACUCAACUUCUGCGAGAUCGACGUCGCUCUAUAGUGUAACGUUAUCACAAUCCACUAACACUCAGCGCGGCAAUGCCAGCCUCAGCACAAGUGGCGCUUCUUUUACUGCUACAAAUGUCACUUUGGCGAGUACCUCAACUUCGGUGCCCACUAACGUGAGCAAAACCAUCACUAGUGCAUUAAGCAUCGCAACUGGCUCAGUUCAUAUUAAUAACACUAGUGGACAUGCGCUCACAACCACCAAUGCAACUACUACCAGCAUACCGGGAAGCGUUUCCAUCUUUACUUCAAGCGAUUCUUCCAUUCUUGCCAACAAAACUGCCGCUAGCUCUGCAAUUUCCACCCACAACUCAAGUAUAACAACGACAACCCUCAUUACAAAUUCAACUUCUGCACUUUCUAAGAAUAGUUCAAUGCCUUCGCAGGAUGACUCAGUGAAAUACACAUACACGGUAAUCACACAGACGAGCAAUGGCGAAUUUUUGGUAUACACGAGUUUCUAUCCCGUCGCAACUUUAUCCCCAAGUGCCACAGCAAGAGUUUCUUCGACCUCUGAAAGCAUAUACGUCAUCAAUGCAACUCUAUCCUAUACAAGAGGUUAUAACUCUACUGGACUCUCAACCAAUGCUUUUGCCACGAACUCGCUCUCAACAGCAACCAAAAGUGGUGAGUUUUAUGAGUACACUUCUCUUGUUCCGGUAGCUACCUUGAGCCAGGAUAUUAAGAGCUCUGUGAUUCACACAGGAGGUGUUUCGAGCCGGUUGUCGAGUGGAUUUUCUACUCGUACGAAGGAGAUCCCCAGCGCUUCAACAAGCAGAUUUACAAGCACGAGCAGUGUUUCAAAAAAGUCCUCAAGGGGCUCUUUAACACACACGAAGGAUGCUUCGAGCAAGUCGUCUAGCAGAAUUCCUACGAGCACGAAGGGGUUUUCAAGUAAGGCAUCUCAUGGUUCUUCUGAGAAGGACCGCGUGUCAACUGAAUAUCGCACUGAAAGGUACCUCACAAACUCAGUUUACACAGCCACGAGCAACGGCAGGGUCGUAGAAUACACGAGCUGGUACCCAGUUACAUCAGUGUCUCCUGAAAAAGUUACAAUAAAGGAUGACUCUGCAUGGGCCUACACUCUAUCGACAGAAGGAGGAACCCUGAUAUCAAGUACCGCAACAUACACAAUUGGGGGGCAAGUCAGUGUCAUCACUACACUAGUGCCUGUUAAUACGGAGACUUCAAAAAAAGCUAGCUCGAGGCCGGGCGCUUCACCCACUAAAAAGUCCUCAGUCGAGAGCAGCACCACCAAACACUACCUUACCACAAGCACAAGUUGUGGUUCAAAAGCUUGCAAAACUUUCACUACUUAUGUGGACAGCGCUGAGCACACACAGCAAUACUCCACUCAAGUUGGCGUAUCAGCAAAUAUCGGCCAGUCUGCGCUCGGCCCUGACGUGACGAGUUACAACUCCUUACUAGGCAGCUCCACAUUGCCAGCUUCAAGUACUAGCAAAGGCAACACGGCUGUUUCAUUUUCUGGCACAAACACCAAAGUUUCGACUAAUAUAGUCGCUUCUUCUAAUGGACCAGUUGUGACAACUUAUGAAUCUUUGGUCGGUGGCUCCGCAGGGGCAAAAUCAUCGAAAACUACAAUUAAGAGUACCAAGACUGGUGCUAUGUCCACAGCGACAACGGAAGCGUCUUUCAGCACCAGUGGUGCUGACCUGUCAGCACAGGCCUUCACAUCCAGUGUGAGAGUUGCCACGAGCUACUCUCAGUCCACUGGUGUUGAAGCUCUUUCGACUGGCGAAGUCUUCAUUGGCCAAUCAACCCUUUCAGAGAAGAUUGCGAGUACUGGUUUCCAGACGCAAACUGUUUCUGGUUACUUUUCAAGCUCAGUUGAGGUUUCGACCUAUGACGGGGCUGCCGCCAAAAUAGAAGGACGCCUUGUGGGUAUGAUUAUUGGCCUGUCGGCACUUUUUUUGUAG
Molecule: messenger RNA, 3003 nt
Organism: Lachancea thermotolerans CBS 6340
Lineage: Eukaryota; Fungi; Ascomycota; Saccharomycetes; Saccharomycetales; Saccharomycetaceae
Gene: EGT2
Product: Egt2p
Exons: 1
Coding region: 1-3003 (1000 amino acids)
Source: RefSeq, a predicted model, not a curated record